Molecule: messenger RNA, 4087 nt
Organism: Polistes canadensis
Lineage: Eukaryota; Metazoa; Arthropoda; Insecta; Hymenoptera; Vespidae
Product: acyl-CoA:lysophosphatidylglycerol acyltransferase 1-like
Exons: 6
Coding region: 532-1668 (378 amino acids)
Cellular component (GO): endomembrane system
Molecular function (GO): acyltransferase activity
Source: RefSeq, a predicted model, not a curated record
AAUAUUUUUGUAACUUUUUAUAUGACUUGGAAUACAAUUUUAACUCUGCGAUAUGCAAAAAGCAAACCGUAUUAUUAAAUUCUAUCUACUGUCAUUGAAAACUAAUAACAAUUAUUUUAUAUCAUAUCCGAUAAUGGAAUACGUAUUCAAAGUAGCAAAAGUAGUGACACAUGGUGUAUUUUUUGCAAAUGCGCCGCGUAUUUGUCAGCUGACAUAAAAACCGAGAAAUUCUUAGUUUUUUCGUUACUUCCUCAAUUAAAAAACUUAUGAUCUAAGUCAAGCUGAUAAAAGGAUCUUUACAUUUAUUCGCAUAGUUUUUAAAACGCUAACAAAUACUAACCAAAUUUUAAAAAAAUAUCUAUUAUUUGAACUUCCUAAUAAACAAUUCGCCCAUUUUUAUGCAUGGUAAUGUGUCAUCUGAGAUAAUGAUUUUAUAUUAUAUAAUUUCUUUUUGAAGAAAUGCUAUGGUGAUGAUUAAAAAGUAAAUGAGAUAUAUUUGAUCUCGUAUAGCGAGUGGCGUCAUAAAAAAAAAUGACUGACUCUUCAUCCUCCGGCGUAUCUGCCAUUGUAAGGAUAAUUAGCAAGAUAGUGACAUUUGUAAAGGGUAUUGCUCGAACAAGCUUUGUAAUAUUAAAUAAUAUUUAUUGUAUACCUACGUAUAUAGUAUGGAUGACUUUAUUGUAUCCUGUGAAAGUAUACCAACCACAAAUAUAUUGGCGUAUAGAGGGUCUUUUUUUUCAUUGGUUAUUAGCCAUGGUUUCUAUGUGGACGUGGUCCGCCGGUUAUGACAUAAUAGAACAAGGCGACGAUAUAGAGAAGAUUAUUAGCGAAAGAACACUUGUUAUAGUAAAUCAUCAGAGUACCGGCGAUGUUCCUAUUUUAAUGACAACAUUUAAUUCAAAACCAAAUCUAUUGCCCAAUUUGAUGUGGAUUAUGGAUAGAAUAUUUAAAUUCACUAACUUUGGCAUUAUUUCUAUCUUACAUCACGACUUUUUUAUCAUUUCUGGUCGUAAACGAAGAGAUGAAAGCUUGAGACAACUGGAAAAACAUCUUAUAGAAUCGUAUAUAUCGCUCGAUCGAAAGUGGUUGGUUCUAUUUCCUGAAGGAGGUUUCUUGUGUAAGCGUCGUGAAACAUCACAAAAAUAUGCUAAGAAAAAUAACUUGCCUAUCCUAGAGAAUGUGUCUCUACCUAGAGUAGGAGCAAUGCAGAUAAUAUUUGAUACUGUCGGUCCAGCGGAGGAUAACGAAGCGCAACAUGACCACUUAGGCAACAAAAUAAGUACGGCAGUAGCACCAGAUGAAAUCACUUGGGUUCUUGAUAUAACAAUAGCAUAUCCUCAGGGUAAACCUAUUGAUUUACUUACAAUUAUAACUGGUUCGAGAUCACCUUGCGAAACGGUUUUGUUUUAUCGAGUUUAUCCUAGUAAAGUGGUCCCACGUAAACCAGAACUAUUGUCUAAAUGGUUGUAUGAUAGAUGGGCAGAAAAAGAAUUGCUUUUGGAAAAUUUUUAUAAACAUGGCGCAUUUCUUGAUAAAAGUGGAUCAACUGCGAAAGGUUCAAAAAUCCAACAGGAUCCAUUAAGAUUCCUAGUCCUUCAUUUAUUUUUCAUAACAUCUAGUUAUAUACAUUACAGUAUGCUUCAAUAUAUAUUAUCUUGCUUUUGGUAAAGCAUCCUAUGCCGAUUAAGCAUAGAAUUAAAAACUUAGGAUAAUUGUAAGACAAAAAGUGGAUUAUUCCUGCCUUAAACAAUAUUAACAUUUAUUAUAAUAAAAUAACGAAUGUAUAUGGAUUGUCAAUUCCAAUCGAACGUUCACGAUUUAGAUACAUUUUAAUGGCCAAUGCCACUUUUUCAUUUGAAACAAUAAAAGAAUUUGGGAUUUUGCAUGCAUAUAAUUAUUCUAUUUAAAACAAGGAAUUAGUAAAAAAAACAAUUUUCUAAAUAUUAACUUUAAGACAUAGGGUUUGACGUAUUUUCAAGUAAGUUGCUUUUAUUUUCAAAUUUCUUUUUAUUUGUCGGAAGCAACUAUAUUUUAUACAGAUGAAUCGUAUAUAUGCAUGCUCACAUACGUAUUAUUCUUGUUAUAUCUUACACGGAAUAAUUAUAGUAUUUUUCCAUGAAGCAAAUAAUUAUUUGCAGUAGUAAUGCAACUUCUUGAUAUGAUCUAUAACUUGUAUAAAACCUUCUACAGAGUUUGGUAACUAAUUAUUAAUAUGUAGUUACCAGUAGUUUAGUAUAAAAAUUUAUUUAUUUUAUGUAAGUGCAAAUUCAGGAGCAUUUAUUAAAUACUUAUUUGACACUCAUAUUUUAUAAUUACAAAAAAAAAACAAGAUCUGCGCAUUUUCUUAAUUGUAGUAAAUUAUAAAACUGGUGCAUUUUGCUUUUUUUUUAUAAAGACAUAAAUAUAUAUAUAUAUAUAUAUAUAUUUAUAAUAUAUAUAUUUAUAAUGCAUAAUAUAUAACACAUGUUAUGUAGAGUAUCGAUUUUAUGGAUUUAUCAAUUUAUUACAAAAAAAGUUAUUUUCUUUCUGCAUUCUUUACAUAAAGUACGAGUUCAUUGACACUUUAUUAAGUGCUUAAGGUCUUAACAUUUAAAGCAAUUUUGAUUAUAUCUUGCAUGCAUGUUUCAUAAUAAUUUGUUACACAUCAAUUGUGAAAUAUAAUAACAAAAUGAUAUUACCUUUAUAAAAACAGUAAUAAUUCAAUAUUUAAAAUAAGCUUCUAUACAUUCUGCAUUCUUUUGUCAUAUGUAAUAAGAAAGAAAUACUUUUAAAAGUACGAUUAGAGCAAAUUUUUCUAAGUAAUGGUAUUAAAAAUUAAUAAAUUUGAAAUCUUAUUGUGCUAUAUUGGAUUAACUAUGAAAUUUAAUUGAUUAUGUUAAAUAUUGAUAAAAUUGGAAAUAGUGCUACUUAGAAUUCGUUACACUUUUAUAUAAACUAAAAAACAAUAUUAUAACGUUAACAAAAAGAUAUAUUUAAAAUCAGUCGUGCCUUGCUCCUAUAAACAGUUUUGCUGUUAACUGUAAAUAGUAUGCAGAUGUUAAGCACAUAACUACGAUUAGAGCAGCACAUUAUUCAUUUUUAAGACAUUCUUAAAACGUGUCUUAUUUCCUUCUUAUAAAGUGAUAUAAUGUUAGUAUAAGUCUAAUUUAUAAGUUUCAUUGACGGAAAGUUGCCUAAUUAAUAGCUUUCCAAAAUAAAAGUUGUGGUAAAAAUCAAAAUAUCUGACGAUCCAAGGUUUAUAUAAGUAAAGAAAUUAAUGCACAUAUUUUUCACGAAACAUUUUAAUUUUGAAAAUAAAUGAAUUUAUUUAUUAUGAUCUAAGUUCUAAUAUUUUGUUAUUGGGUAACAAAUUAAACGAAUAAUAUUAUUGUAAAAUACACUAAACACUUUCGUAUGAUAUACAUAUAUCAAACCCGUACUUGUAAAUUACCAAUUGAAUAUUCAAUAUGCAAAAUAUCUGCAAAAAAUUUAAAAAGCAACUAACUUGUGAAGAAAAUAAAAAUUCUAUGUAACAAAUUUAAAUUUGGAUCGUAAAUAUCAUCGACAUAGUUCUAUGCGACGAUAAUCUAUAAUACCUUGGAGAAUUCACUCGUAAAUUCGUGUCACUUCAUAAGAUUAUUUGCAUUUCUUUGCAUUUAAAUAUCUACAAGUUUUAUACACCAAGUACAAAUAACGUUUACGUAUAGAGAUAUUAGUAAGACUAUAAUAUAAUUAUAAUUGCAAAGAUCUGCAAGUAACUCCAAACGCGUAUCAGCAGGUUUGUGAUUAGGAUUUCAAAUGUUCAUAAUUACUUAAAUAUACAAGUACGGUGCUAUUGCAGGAAUUGCAUUUUCUUUUGUGAGUUGCCUUCUAGUAAUUAUGAGAUUUUCGUUUAUAGAUUUAAUUCUAAACUUUCAAUAAAAUUAUUAGACGAUUGUACAGUAAGAUAUAAGCAUAUUAUGACAUAGACAUUUCGUUCACAGAUCAUUUCUAGUCCACUUUAUAAAUUUUGUUUAUAUUAAUGGAUAUUAAAUGACAUUUGUAUGUGAUUAAAUUUAUAUGAAUUUAAAUAUCUAAUGUGGUAAUAAAAUGGUAUGUGUAGUUCUAA